UCUUGCGAGAAUUGAACGUUUGAACUGUGGUACGUUGCUACGUUAUGAUCAGUGGAUGGUGCAACAGAAUAAUGGACAAUGGACCAAAAACUGAUGCAGAACUGCCGAACAUCGUCACUAUUUUUAUAGAUUUCCCACUUGCUGGCAGGUUUUGACUGGGUGCAUCAGUGCCACAGACUUCACCGACUGAUUUUCAGCCCCUUUGAAACAUUUCGCACGUUUCAUGUUUCAUCGAUGAUCAAUCAAGAUUCUCACUCAAGGAACUGAAGUACUGAUACCCAGACUGACCACUACAAAAGCGCUGGGUGGUGGCAUGUCUGCACAACUCCAUACGCCCCAUCCAGAUAUGACCUCAGUGUCAAACUAUCCUGCAUGGCUGUCGUUUAUCAGUGCUUCUAAUCUUCUAAACUAUAUCAUAGUUGUAUCUUCUGCCGUGAUUGUAUACGAUUGGGCAUUAACAUUCGGACAAGAGUUCGAACUGGUCUGGAUGCAUGUCUGGUCCUUCAUGACCGUCCUUUAUAUUUGUGUGCGCUACAUUGGAAUUCUAUAUUCUGUGAUCGUCAUAAUGGACUUUCUCCCAUCCUCGGUGACAGACGUAGUGGGCCGUAUCUUCUACUUCGUAAAAACAUGUUCACCUGUUGUCGUCAAUGCUCUGCUGGGUGUCAUCAUCAUGAUUCAGAUACAUGCUAUGUAUCAACGAUCCAAAAAGAUGCUCGUCUUUCUUGUUGUAUUUUUGUUGGCUUCCACGAUCGCCUCCGGCAUUAUCACGAUAAUGGCAAACAUCGGUGUUUCAGUAGACGAAUUCGUCUUUCUUGGCUACCGUAUGUGUGUUUACACAGCUGACACAUACCAUUUGGAUCUGGAAAACGAGAUUUUGAUACCCACCGCUAUAUGGGAGAUCCUCGCUUUUGUUCUUGCAAUCUGGAUUGUCAUAAAACACUUCCGUGAGCUGCGACAAUCUUCGACAGGAUUGACCAUUAGGGACUAUUUCAUGGUGUUAACUAAAAGUCAUGCGUUUUAUUUUGGAGCCUUUGCUGUCGUCACUUGCUUCAGCCUAGGUUCACUGUCUACAGAUGACUUGAACUUACCGUCGGCAGAAAGUAUCUUUAUUACUGCUGUUCUCCCAAUCGCCCAGGUUUUGCAGAUGUUUGUGCUGGGACCACGUCUGAUCCUCGGCAUUCGCGAAUAUCACGCUAAACUUGUGGCCAGGUCCGACGGGGGAACAGACAUGACGUCCAUUUAUUUACAGGCUGGUGGCGAUAUGUUGGCUGGUGGAGAUGUUUAGCACGGCGAUCCAAAUGAUCAACCAUGGUUAUUUGGAAUUUCGUCGUAGUAUUUAUUGGAGUUUCGUUGUGGUAUUUAUUUGGUGUUCUUGAGUGAUUUGGAGGAUAGAAUUAAGUAGAUUGGGAAAACCACUGCCAUGCUAUUAGAAUUAUCAUUAAUUAUCUCCCA
Suillus subalutaceus is the source of this 1452-nucleotide messenger RNA. RefSeq lists its product as uncharacterized. The record is from RefSeq and is a predicted model, not a curated record. NCBI's taxonomy places the organism in Eukaryota, Fungi, Basidiomycota, Agaricomycetes, Boletales, Suillaceae. The transcript is spliced from 13 exons. The coding region runs from base 314 to 1285 and encodes 323 amino acids.